This is a messenger RNA of Prosopis cineraria, 1862 nucleotides long. Its product is annotated as cytochrome c oxidase assembly protein COX15. Gene Ontology annotation, molecular function: oxidoreductase activity, acting on NAD(P)H, heme protein as acceptor. The coding region runs from base 97 to 1455 and encodes 452 amino acids. Lineage: Eukaryota; Viridiplantae; Streptophyta; Magnoliopsida; Fabales; Fabaceae. The record is from RefSeq and is a predicted model, not a curated record. The transcript has 7 exons. Gene Ontology annotation, cellular component: mitochondrial inner membrane. Gene Ontology annotation, biological process: heme A biosynthetic process.
ACGACACCGUCGAAGGUCCGCUGCAAGGGAUUGCCGCAUCGUCGUCUUUGCUAAACGCUGGCUAAGCCCCUCACUGCUCAGGCUAGCUAGAGAGAGAUGUUUCGAAGCAGAGUGGCCUGGUCACUUUUGAGGCGCAGCAAAGAUGUAAUUGGGACGUACAAACUGAGAGGAACAAGGCCAACUUCUAGUUUUCCAUCUGACGAUUCAUCAAGGGUUUUUUACCUGACCAUCGCCCGGCAAUAUUUACACAAUUUUCGAUCUCAGCCUAAGGGUCAUAAUGUACCCUACAUGAGGAGCUUUUGUAACGUGGCAUCUACUGAGGUGGCACAGAAAGAGGGUGUAAAGCUGCUAGUAACUGCGGGACCUCGUGCCCAGAAAGUGGUUGGAAUAUGGCUUUUUGGCACAGCCGCAUGGGUGUUUAGCAUGGUGGUACUUGGGGGUGUGACUAGACUGACGCGAUCUGGUCUUUCAAUGACUGAUUGGAAAUUCACUGGCAGUCUCCCUCCUUUGUCAGAUGAGGAAUGGCAGCAAGAAUUUGAGAAAUAUAAGCAAUCACCUGAAUACAAGCGAGUAAACAAAGGAAUGAAGAUUGAAGAUUUCAAGUUUAUAUAUUGGAUGGAGUAUGCGCACCGUAUGUGGGGAAGGGCAUUGGGGGUUAUGUUUGCUUUGCCCUUCUCAUAUUUUCUCCGUAAGGGGUACAUUACCUUAAGAUUGGGACUCAGACUCUCUACUCUCUUUGCCCUUGGGGCUGGCCAGGGUUUAAUUGGGUGGUGGAUGGUUAAAAGUGGUUUAGAGGAACCGGCAUCAGAAUAUUCUCAGCCAAGGGUCAGCCCUUAUCGCCUCGCUGCUCAUCUUACUUCAGCAUUUGCUAUUUACUGUGGCCUCUUCUGGACUGCUCUGUCUGUCGUUAUGCCUGAACCACCAGCAGAAUCACUAGCAUGGGUUCAUGGGGCUGCUAAAGUGAAGAGACUUGCAUUACCUAUAAGCUUAGUUGUUGGUUUGACUGCUAUCUCAGGUGCAUUUGUUGCUGGAAAUGAUGCUGGGCACGCAUUCAAUACUUUCCCAAUGAUGGGUGAUACAUGGAUACCAGGUGAUAUUUUUGAAAUGAAACCUCUGAUUCGGAAUUUCUUUGAGAACACAUCAACUGUACAGCUUGAUCAUCGCAUCCUUGCAACUGCAACUCUGAUUUCAGUAUGUGCUUUAUGGUGGUCAACUAGAAAGCUGGACAUACAUCCUGCCAUUCGAUCUCUGAUCGGAAGUACUGUUGGGAUGGCUGCUCUUCAGGUUACGUUAGGAGUUUCAACUCUUCUUUCAUACGUUCCUGUAUCACUGGGCACUGCACAUCAGGCUGGUGCUUUAACAUUUAUGACACUCGUGAUGCUGCUCAACCACACUGUUCGAAGGCCCUCAUUGUCCCUUCUCAAGUCUCUGCCUCAAGUUGUGAAAGCCAACUAAUUGCUUCCCAUUAAAAUUUUACUAAAAGGACAAAAAAAUCGUUGGCAUGUCAAAUUCCUUUAUUGAGGUUGUUAAUGGACAGUUAACUUCUUGUAAGUUAGUUUUGGGCUCCUUGGCCAAAUUUUAUUGGUGGAAAACAUGUCAGCUUCUGCAUUGAUCUGUUUUUGUACCUUUGAAGCCAUAUGUUCGUGGUGAUCACACAAGUGAUCUGUUAACAACACGCUGAAAUUUUAUUAUGGGAAGAAUUAUUCUCAAUCUGAUAUGUGUCUUCAUUUCAGAUAGAGAAGGCACAACCUUGGGGAAAGGAGGAACAACUUUUGGUUAUAUUGUCAGUAUUUUUCUUUUGAAUUAAAUAUAUUAUGACUUUAUUUAGAACUUAUUAAUUCAAUAUAAUUUUCUUUUUCUUA